Messenger RNA from Hypomesus transpacificus, 1685 nucleotides. It is a transcript of the gene maptb, whose product is annotated as microtubule-associated protein tau b. Gene Ontology annotation, biological process: microtubule cytoskeleton organization; neuron projection development. Bases 31 to 1608 code for a protein of 525 amino acids. Gene Ontology annotation, molecular function: microtubule binding. The record is from RefSeq and is a predicted model, not a curated record. Gene Ontology annotation, cellular component: neuron projection. NCBI's taxonomy places the organism in Eukaryota, Metazoa, Chordata, Actinopteri, Osmeriformes, Osmeridae. The transcript has 8 exons.
GAGCAGGAGGAGGAGCAGGAGGAGGAGGAGAUGGCUCCACCCUCGGUCCCACCCCAGGUUGAUCUGUCAGAAGAGGAGGAGUCUGAGCAGGAAACUCCAGAUAAGACCACACCCACUCUGGAGAAGACCACACCCAUUGUGGAGAAGACCACACCCACUCUGGAGAAGACCACACCCAUUGUGGAGAAGACCACACCCACUCUGGAGAAAACCACACCCAUUGUGGAGAAGACCACACCCAUUGUGGAGAAGACCACACCCACUCUGGAGAAGACUACACCCACUCUGGAGAAGACCACACCCACUCUGGAGAAGACCACACCCACUCUGGAGAAGACUACACCCACUCUGGAGAAGACCACACCCACUGUGGAGAAGACCACACCCGCUCUGGAGAAGUACCUGGAGUCCACAGAGGAGACACUCAUCACUCAGAACCUAACUGCAGCCAGGCCUGCAGACACCAGGGCUGUAGACACCAAGGCUGCAGACACCAAGGCUGCAGACACCAGGGUUGCAGAGAAGAAGAACGGGAAGCCAGUGAAGGCUGAAGCUUCUAAAGCUCCUCCCUCUGCAGCCAAAGGCCCAAUCAGGAAAGAGAAAAAGAGUGUGGCCUCCGCUGCCCCUCCCCCCAAGACAGCCGCAGCCAAACCCCAGAAACCCCCCCCUAAAGAGGCUGCCCCAGCGAGAAAACCUAACGCACCCGGUCCCCAGGUCAAAGCCAAGGCUGCAGCAGGAGCAGGAGCAGGGAAGACUGCCGACAAGAACACCAAGUCUGGGGAAGGGAAGACCUCCAGGACACCAGGGGGCACAAGACCUGGAGGAGCAGGCUCCCGCAUGCAGGCCAAGACCGCAGCAGGAGUGGACCCUCCCCAGUCUGGAGAGAGGAGUGGCUCCAGCACACCUCGCUCGCCCGCCAGCCGCUCCAACACCCCCAACCGCGACGUCAAGAAGGUGGCUGUGGUCCGUACCCCCCCCAAGUCCCCCGGGUCCAUGAGGGGGCGUACUGCGGCCCCCCUGACCCCCGCACCCCCCAUGCCAGACCUGAAGAACGUCAAGUCCAAGAUCGGCUCCACAGAGAACAUCAAGUACCAGCCUGGAGGAGGACGGGUGCAGAUUCUGGAGAAGAAGAUGGAUCUCAGUAGCGUCCAGUCAAAGUGCGGCUCUAAAACCAACAUGAAACACACCCCAGGAGGAGGGAAUAUCCAGAUCACCCACAAGAAGAUCGACCUUAGCAACGUCACAUCCAAGUGUGGCUCCAAGGACAACAUCCGUUACAAACCAGGGGGAGGUAAUGUGGAGAUCAAGUCAGAGAAGCUGGACUUUAAGGUCCAGUCCAAGGUGGGCUCUCUGGAAAAUGUAGGCCAUGUGGCUGGAGGAGGGGCCAGGAAGAUUGAGAGCCACAAGCUGAGUUUCCGUGAGCAGGCGAAGGCAAGGACCGACCACGGCGCAGAGAUCGCCGAGAUCCCCUGCAAGUCCUCCGCCGACGGCUCGCCCCGUCACCUUAGCAACGUGUCCUCUCCCGGCAGCAUCAACAUGACCGAGACACCACCCUUAUCCUCAUUGGCCGACCAGGUCUCCGCUUCCCUCGCCAAGCAGGGCCUGUGAUUGGUCUAUCUUCCCCUAAGCCGAUCACCGCGGUAACCCCGCCGUCUGAUCCCAAGGGAAAUGAAAGAAAAAGCAUA